Neohortaea acidophila is the source of this 1843-nucleotide messenger RNA. RefSeq names its product cytochrome P450. The record is from RefSeq and is a predicted model, not a curated record. Lineage: Eukaryota; Fungi; Ascomycota; Dothideomycetes; Mycosphaerellales; Teratosphaeriaceae. Gene Ontology annotation, molecular function: oxidoreductase activity, acting on paired donors, with incorporation or reduction of molecular oxygen, reduced flavin or flavoprotein as one donor, and incorporation of one atom of oxygen; heme binding; iron ion binding. The coding region runs from base 75 to 1817 and encodes 580 amino acids. The transcript is spliced from 3 exons.
AGCUCGUUCGCCGCUCGUAUAACCCGAUACGAAGCUAGACGGCCUCCGAUUGGUCGGUUCGCGUGGGUAGGUACAUGGCUACCACUACAUCAAGACAUCAUGCCCAGCUCCAUCGAAGCCGGGCCAGCAUCUGCGCCACGGAGAGGAGCUCGCGACGACCAUAUAAAGGACGGAGCGGCCAAUAUGUAAACCCAGACGACCCCGGCUUUCCACUUGUCUCCAUAUUCACAUUGCCCCAUCCACCUCUCACACACACAUCACACCCCGGCCAACCCGCAACCAUGGUGCUCUCCCAGCUCUUCCACCGCACCGCCUCCCUCCUCGUCCUCUACACCGCCACAGCAUUCACAAUCAACCACUUCCUCUCCCCCCUCAACCCAACCCUCUCCCUCUCCCUCCUCCUCAUCACAACCCUCUACACGCUCAAACUCCUCCUCGCCGCCACCCUCAACGAAUACAAACUCGACAAGCUGGGCUCGCGCGCCCCGCGCAUCGCAGACUACUCGCCCUUCGGCCUGUGGACGCUGUUCCGCGCCCUGCGCGACUUCGCCGCCUACCGCAACCACGAGUUCUGGUGGCAGAAUUUUCAACGCAACGGCAAUCCGCGCAACCCGUACACCACCGAGUCUCUGAUUUUUGGGGGCAGGCUGUGUUUUACUGCCGACGAGGAGAAUGUCAAGGCGAUUUUGGCGACGCAGUUUGCCGAGUUUGGCAAGGGGCCGCAGUUUCGGAAGGAGUGGAAGGAUUUUCUUGGGUUGAGCAUCUUCACCACCGAUGGCGAAAUGUGGCAUAACUCGCGCUCGCUGCUCCGCCCGCAAUUCAUCAAAGAUCGUGUGAGCGAUUUACAGAAGUUCGAGGCGCGUGUGCAAGUCUUGCUCCCCAUGCUGUCGCCUGGUAAGGAGAGUGCAGACGGGCAGACGGUGCGGGUCGACGAGCUCUUCUACCGCUUCGCCCUCGACGCCGCGACGGACUUUCUGCUUGGCAAAAGCGUCGACAGCCUGUUGAACAGCGGGACCCAAUUCGCCGAUGCGUUUGGCGAGGUGCAGCGAGUGCAGGCGGUCGUUGCGCGCGCGGGCCCGCUGCAGCACUUUGUGCCGAAGAAGUCGUUCCACGCUGGCUUGAAGGUGCUGAACGAGUUUGUGAACCAGUACAUCGACCAGGCGCUGCAGCUCUCGCCCGAGGAGCUGGAGAAGGUGACCAAGUCGGACGAGGGGUAUACGUUCCUGCACGCCUUGGCAAGCCACACGCGCGAUCGCCAGGUGUUGCGCGACCAGAUUGUUGCGGUGUUGCUGGCCGGGCGGGACACGACGUCCGUCACGCUGAGCUGGCUGUUCUACGAGCUCUCCCGCCGGCCCGGCGUGGUGCAGAAGUUGCGCGAGGAGAUUGUUGGCCGUGUGGGGGUGGAUCGACGGCCUUCGUACGACGACCUCAAGGCCAUGCGCUAUCUACAACAUACCUUGAAUGAGACCUUGCGACUGUACCCGGUUGUCCCGUACAACGUCCGCGAGGCGCUGGAAGAUACGACAUUGCCGCACGGCGGAGGAGCAGACGGCAAUGAGCCGAUAGGAGUGCUCAAAGGUAGGUGGUCUCUCCGAGUGCGAAUCGACAGGACAUUGACACAGCAUCAGGCACGGCCGUGGGAUACUCGACCUUUAUCCUGCACCGCCGCCCCGAAAUCUACCCCGAUCCUUCUACCGGCUUCCAAGACUACCUGGACUUUGUGCCCGAGCGAUGGGAAACCUGGACCCCCAAAUCAUGGACAUACAUUCCGUUCAAUGGCGGGCCGCGGAUCUGCAUCGGACAGCAGUUUGCACUGACGGAGAUGAGCUAUGUGAUUUGCAGG